AUGCAUUGUCUACUUAAAUUUGUUUUUUUCCUCUUUGGAACUCUUCAUGCCGAAAACAUUUUGAUCAUCAAUCCGAUUUUCGGGUACAGUCAUGUCAAGUUUAUCAGUAAAAUGGCUGAUGUUAUAGCUGAUCAUGGACAUAAUGUGACACUAUUCCAACCAUUCCAUAUUGCUAUGAAAAACCUCGAAGGGUUGGUUAAAAAUAAGAAUAUCGAAAUUAUCAACUACUAUCCGGAUCAUUAUGAAGAUUUAUUGAAAUCCGAAGUUCAAACGUUCCCAGAGUUUUGGGACUCGCGUCUUGUCAACAAUCCGUUUCUUUCUUCAUUCAUGAUUUCAAAAAUUUUAACUGACGAAUUCGCGAAAACUGGUACUCAGCUCUACCUUCUGCCCUUGGAUACACCACACGAGACGGUUCAAAAGGUGCACCGAAUGCUGGAUACUUGGAUCGGCUUAACGAUGUCUACAGAAAAUAUUUUGAAGACUUGA
Messenger RNA from Caenorhabditis briggsae, 486 nucleotides. The transcript has 2 exons. NCBI's taxonomy places the organism in Eukaryota, Metazoa, Nematoda, Chromadorea, Rhabditida, Rhabditidae. Bases 1 to 486 code for a protein of 161 amino acids. The record is from RefSeq and is a predicted model, not a curated record.